UCCUCCUCCACCUCCUCCCGCCGCCGCUCCGCCCGCGCUGCCGGCCGGCCGGCGCUCCCCGCAGCCGUCCCCUUUGCGCCCCGCGUCCCCUCCGCCAUGCGGUGCCACUACGAGGUGCUGGGCGUCCGGCGCGACGCCGCCGAGGAGGAGCUGAAGCGGGCGUACCGGCGGCUGGCGCUGCGAUGGCACCCGGAUAAAAACCUAGAGAACGCCGAGGAAGCCGCAGAACAGUUCAAGUUAAUCCAGGCGGCGUAUGAUGUUCUCAGUGACCCGCAGGAGAGAGCCUGGUACGAUAAUCACAGGGAGGCCCUACUGAAAGGAGGGGUUGAUGGAGACUAUCAAGAUGAUAGUUUGGAUCUGCUGCGCUACUUCACUGUCAGCUGUUACUCUGGAUACGGAGAUGAUGAAAAGGGAUUCUUUACAGUCUAUCGACAAGUUUUUGAACAGAUUGCAAAAGAAGAGAUGGAGUAUAUGACUCAGGAAGAUAUUGAAGAAUUCCCGACAUUUGGAUAUUCCCAAAGUGACUAUGAUACGGUAGUCCACCCUUUCUAUGCAUAUUGGCAGAGUUUCUGUACUCAUAAAAACUUUGCAUGGAAAGAAGAAUAUGACAUACGACAAGCAUCAAAUCGCUGGGAGAAACGAGCUAUGGAAAAAGAGAACAAGAAAACUAGAGAUAAAGCAAGGAAAGAGAGGAAUGAACUGGUCCGUCAGCUGGUAGCCUUUAUUCGUAAAAGGGAUAAAAGAGUACAGGCUCAUAGAAAACUUGUAGAAGAACAGAAUGCAGAAAAACUUAGGAAAGCAGAGGAAUUUCGGAGGCAGCAGAAACUCAAACAAGCCAAGCUUGCUGAGCAGUAUAAAGAGCAGAGCUGGAUAACUAUGUCAGAUCUGGAGAGGGAAUUGCAAGAGAUGGAGGCACAAUACCAAAAGGAAUUUGGAGAUGGAUCAGAUGAUGAAGAUGAACUAGAAGAACAAGAGACAAAAGAAGGCAUUGAAGACAAACUGAGUGACGAGGCUGAAGAAGGUGAAUUUGCUGAUGAUCUCUACUGCCCUGCUUGUGACAAAUUGUUCAAAACUGAGAAGGCCAUGAAGAACCAUGAAAAAUCAAAGAAACAUCGAGAGAUGGUAGCACUGUUACGACAGCAACUGGAAGAAGAAGAAGGGAAAUUUCCUGCAUCUUUGGAUGAUGCAAAUGGAAUAGAUACUAAAGAGGAUGAAGAAACAGAAGAGAUGCCCAAACAAAAGCUCUCCAAGAAGCAGAAGAAGAAACAGAAAACAAUGAUGACUUACGAGGACUCUUUUGAUAAAAGUGCUGAUGAGGAAACAGCUGAGCAAAAGGAGGUGCCACGUGUGGACAAGGACAGUGGUUCAGCAGAGGAGUUGGUAAAUGAUGGCCAAAGAUGUGCUGUGUCAGAGGAAACAAGUGCUACAGAAGAUAGCCAAGUAAAUGAAGCACAAAGUGAAGUGAAAAGCAGUGCUAAGCCUAAAGGUAAAAAAGCCAAGGAUGCAAAAAAGUCUGCCAAGGCAUCUUCAGAGCACCCAACAAUGAAUGAAGUUCCCAUUCACUGUGUAACCUGCAACUGUGCAUUUCCAUCCCGAAAUAAACUGUUCGAACAUCUGAAAUUGACAGGACAUGCAAAAGCAACACAAGCACCAGCUGUAAAUGGAGCUGUACACACCAGAAGCAAAAAAGAGAAACGUAAAAACAGAUAGAACUUAGAUACAGUGACAGUCUCCGGGAUCAUACAGGAAAAAUCUCCCAAAAUGGAGAGGUAUGCAUUGGCUAUAUUUUGAGGUAAACAGAGCACACAACUCCAACUUUUGGAGGAGGAAGGAAAAAAAUGUAACAAAAGGAACGUUACCUUGUGAAGCAACCUGUGCUUUUGUUUGUUUUUACCAGCCUUUACUGACUGAAUUUGGCGUACCCUUCCAGCAGCUUUCAUGUUGAAGGGGAAAAAAUAGCGAUUCAAAGCUAGUUGCCUUGCAUUCUUGUUGAAACUUGCAUGGAUGCAACCUAUGCAGAGGAAAUAAAUUAUUUUAACACGUUGCUAUUUUUUUUUUGAGAGAAAACUGAUUUAAGAAUGGACUCUGCUGCUUCAUCUGUUAAAGAUGAAAUAUGAACGAGGGCAAGGGCAAAAACCAGGCUUUUCUGCCAUCCUCAAUGGCCCUUUCAAACUAAUCAGCAGACAAAAGGGAGAAGAGUAAGAUGACAAAGCUGGUUAAUCACAGUUUUAGCAGUCCAUAUUAGAUCUGUAUGUGCAGCUGCAUGCCAGGUGUGUGUGAGAGGGAUAAUCUUGUGGAAGAACCUUGCUGAAUAAUUGGGAAGGAGGGGGAUGAAAACUGAGAAGUUGGUGUUAAUGUAUGUGAGGUGAGCUGCAUGUGGGAAGUCUGUCCCUCAGCACGUAUAACUUACAUACUGCCAUUUGACUGGGGAAUGGUGUAAGUUAGACAGCUGUCUACAUUUGUUCUUUUGAUUUCUAAUGAAAAACAAAAUGGGAACUGGUAUUAUGCCUCUUUUUAAAUGCAUAAUCUGCUUCAUCUUGAAUAGCACUUAAAAAAAAAAAGUGAGACAAACACCUGAUUUUGGAGUGUAAGUGUAUGAAAGAACUUUACAAAACAAAUUGUGAAUGCAGUUCGAGAAUGCAAUGCUCAGGGAGGGCUGGGGCUCUAGUCUGAUAGUAAACCCCUAGAGUUGAAAAAAGCAAUGGUCUUGCCUUAUUCAAGUUGCUCUAACAUUUCAACUCAUCAGACAAAAUGGCAGAGCACAGUACCAUUGUUGGGGUAAGAAAUUAUUCAAACAUUAAAAUUUGAACUAAAGUAAAAUGACUAAUGACUAAUGUACAGUUCUUGCUAACAGCCAGCAAUGACUUUUUUUUUGAGAGUGAGGGAGGUAAUGAACUUUUUUUUUCCCCAAAAGUGGUUAUGUAAGAAACACUGCACCUUAUUUCCCCAGCCAGAUUUUGCAUCUUGCUAAAUGACUAAUUGGUGUGCUGUGCAAUCCUAAAAGCAGCAGGAGGAAAAUAAAAGCAUUUUUGGAGAGGAUGAUGACUGGAUUAGAGCCCCAUAUAAAAAAUACUUAGUGUAAUUAGAACCUUUACAAUUAGGUGCACAGAUUUUUUUUUGUGCUUUUACAGUGCACAAAUUACAGUGCUUCCUUGUAGUAAGGGUAACCAGUUUUAGCACUGUUUGAAACCUGCACUUAUGUUCUACUCAGAGUGGUUCCUAGCCCAAAUAAAUGUGUGAAAUCUCCCAUUGUGGGACUGAGGGUGAGACUUAAACUCUGCAAUGUUACCUUUGAGUUAAUUAUUUUUCUUAUUUAAAUAAAAUCAAAUACUUCA
Messenger RNA from Cygnus olor (mute swan), 3335 nucleotides. RefSeq names its product DnaJ heat shock protein family (Hsp40) member C21 (gene DNAJC21). Bases 97 to 1710 code for a protein of 537 amino acids. The record is from RefSeq and is a predicted model, not a curated record. NCBI's taxonomy places the organism in Eukaryota, Metazoa, Chordata, Aves, Anseriformes, Anatidae. Gene Ontology annotation, cellular component: cytoplasm. Gene Ontology annotation, molecular function: nucleic acid binding; zinc ion binding. The transcript has 12 exons.